Messenger RNA from Nomascus leucogenys (northern white-cheeked gibbon), 11706 nucleotides. RefSeq names its product potassium voltage-gated channel subfamily H member 5 (gene KCNH5). Gene Ontology annotation, molecular function: voltage-gated potassium channel activity. Gene Ontology annotation, cellular component: membrane. Gene Ontology annotation, biological process: potassium ion transmembrane transport; regulation of membrane potential. NCBI's taxonomy places the organism in Eukaryota, Metazoa, Chordata, Mammalia, Primates, Hylobatidae. The record is from RefSeq and is a predicted model, not a curated record.
CCCGAGCGGGAGACGCCGAGAUGUGAGCCUCCGACUGGCCACUGCUCUCUCUGGCGCCCUCUUCUCCCAUUCCCAUUCCACCGGCCCGAUUGGACAGCGAUCGCUUGCCUCGAUCUCCGGGGAGAGGAGUAACCACCAGGCGCACAGCCCAGAAGUUGGGCUGCGCUGUUCAGCCGGGAGCUCACUGCGCGAGGGGGUGGGCGAGGAGACCGGGAGACGAAGGCGCGGGAAAGGGGUCUCGGCCUGAGCUGAGGGAGAUUGGGAGAGUGGGGGCUUGAGUUCCCUCUUGCGCUCCCCAGCAGGGGAAGAGAUGCAGAGCCCGCGCCCAGGCGCCCGCCGCCGCGGUAGCAGCCUCAGCAACAGCCUCAGCAUCAGCACCGGCGGGACAGCGACAGCGGGGGCGGCGCAGGCGCACUGUGCCCCGCGGAUCCUGCAGUUCCCGAGCCCCGUGUGCGGCACCGCCACAGUCUGGGCAGCGGCGGCCGGGGGAGCGCUACUACCAUGAACUGCCUGGUCCUCCUCCCCAGAGCUGCUCAUCCGGGUCGGGCUGGAGACACAGUCAGGGGACCCCGUCGCCGCCGCCGCGCCCCCUCUUCUUUCGGCUCAAUCUUCUCUUCCACCUUUUCCUCCUCUUCCUCCACCUUCUUUGCCUGCAUCCCCCCCUCCCCCGCCGCGGAUCCUGGCCGCUGCUCUCCAGACCCAGGAUGCCGGGGGGCAAGAGAGGGCUGGUGGCACCGCAGAACACAUUUUUGGAGAACAUCGUCAGGCGCUCCAGUGAAUCAAGUUUCUUACUGGGAAAUGCCCAGAUUGUGGAUUGGCCUGUAGUUUAUAGUAAUGACGGUUUUUGUAAACUCUCUGGAUAUCAUCGAGCUGACGUCAUGCAGAAAAGCAGCACUUGCAGUUUUAUGUAUGGGGAAUUGACUGACAAGAAGACCAUUGAGAAAGUCAGGCAAACUUUUGACAACUAUGAAUCAAACUGCUUUGAAGUUCUUCUGUACAAGAAAAACAGAACCCCUGUUUGGUUUUAUAUGCAAAUUGCACCAAUAAGAAAUGAACAUGAAAAGGUGGUCUUGUUCCUGUGUACUUUCAAGGAUAUUACGUUGUUCAAACAGCCAAUAGAGGAUGAUUCAACAAAAGGUUGGACGAAAUUUGCCCGAUUGACACGGGCUUUGACAAAUAGCCGAAGUGUUUUGCAGCAGCUCACACCAAUGAAUAAAACAGAGGUGGUCCACAAACAUUCAAGACUAGCUGAAGUUCUUCAGCUGGGAUCAGAUAUCCUUCCUCAGUAUAAACAAGAAGCGCCAAAGACGCCACCACACAUUAUUUUACAUUAUUGUGCUUUUAAAACUACUUGGGAUUGGGUGAUUUUAAUUCUUACCUUCUACACCGCCAUUAUGGUUCCUUAUAAUGUUUCCUUCAAAACAAAGCAAAACAACAUAGCCUGGCUGGUACUGGAUAGUGUGGUGGACGUUAUUUUUCUGGUUGACAUCGUUUUAAAUUUUCACACGACUUUCGUGGGUCCCGGUGGAGAGGUCAUUUCUGACCCUAAGCUCAUAAGGAUGAACUAUCUGAAAACUUGGUUUGUGAUCGAUCUGCUGUCUUGUUUACCUUAUGACAUCAUCAAUGCCUUUGAAAAUGUGGAUGAGGGAAUCAGCAGUCUCUUCAGUUCUUUAAAAGUGGUGCGUCUCUUACGACUGGGCCGUGUGGCUAGGAAACUGGACCAUUACCUAGAAUAUGGAGCAGCAGUCCUCGUGCUCCUGGUGUGUGUGUUUGGACUGGUGGCCCACUGGCUGGCCUGCAUAUGGUAUAGCAUUGGGGACUACGAGGUCAUUGACGAAGUCACUAACACCAUCCAAAUAGACAGUUGGCUCUACCAGCUGGCCUUGAGCAUUGGGACUCCAUAUCGCUACAAUACCAGUGCCGGGAUAUGGGAAGGAGGACCCAGCAAGGAUUCACUGUACGUGUCCUCUCUCUACUUUACCAUGACAAGCCUUACAACCAUAGGAUUUGGAAACAUAGCUCCUACCACAGAUGUGGAGAAGAUGUUUUCCGUGGCUAUGAUGAUGGUUGGCUCUCUUCUUUAUGCAACUAUUUUUGGAAAUGUUACAACAAUUUUCCAGCAAAUGUAUGCCAACACCAACCGAUACCAUGAGAUGCUGAAUAAUGUACGGGACUUCCUAAAACUCUAUCAGGUCCCAAAAGGCCUUAGUGAGCGAGUCAUGGAUUAUAUUGUCUCAACAUGGUCCAUGUCAAAAGGCAUUGACACAGAAAAGGUCCUCUCCAUCUGUCCCAAGGAUAUGAGAGCUGAUAUCUGUGUUCAUCUAAACCGGAAGGUUUUUAAUGAACAUCCCGCUUUUCGAUUGGCCAGCGAUGGGUGUCUGCGCGCCUUGGCAGUAGAGUUCCAAACCAUUCACUGUGCUCCUGGGGACCUCAUUUACCAUGCUGGAGAAAGUGUGGAUGCCCUCUGCUUUGUGGUGUCGGGAUCCUUGGAAGUCAUCCAGGAUGAUGAGGUGGUGGCUAUUUUAGGGAAGGGUGAUGUAUUUGGAGACAUCUUCUGGAAGGAAACCACCCUUGCCCAUGCAUGUGCGAACGUCCGGGCACUGACGUACUGUGACCUACACAUCAUCAAGCGGGAAGCCUUGCUUAAAGUCCUGGACUUUUAUACAGCUUUUGCAAACUCCUUCUCAAGGAAUCUCACUCUUACUUGCAAUCUGAGGAAACGGAUCAUCUUUCGUAAGAUCAGCGAUGUGAAGAAAGAGGAGGAGGAGCGCCUCCGGCAGAAGAAUGAGGUGACCCUCAGCAUUCCCGUGGACCACCCAGUCAGAAAGCUGUUCCAGAAGUUCAAGCAGCAGAAGGAGCUGCGGAAUCAGGGCUCAACACAGGGUGACCCUGAGAGGAACCAACUCCAGGUAGAGAGCCGCUCCUUACAGAAUGGAGCCUCCAUCACCGGCACCAGUGUGGUGACUGUGUCACAGAUUACUCCCAUUCAGACGUCUCUGGCCUAUGUGAAAACCAGCGAAUCCCUUAAGCAGAACAACCGUGAUGCCAUGGAACUCAAGCCCAAUGGCGGUGCUGACCAAAAAUGUCUCAAAGUCAACAGCCCAAUAAGAAUGAAGAAUGGAAAUGGAAAAGGGUGGCUGCGACUCAAGAAUAAUAUGGGAGCCCAUGAGGAGAAAAAGGAAGACUGGAAUAAUGUCACUAAAGCUGAGUCAAUGGGGCUAUUGUCUGAGGACCCCAAGAGUAGUGAUUCAGAGAACAGUGUGACCAAAAACCCACUAAGGAAAACAGAUUCUUGUGACAGUGGAAUUACAAAAAGUGACCUUCGUUUGGAUAAGGCUGGGGAGGCCCGAAGUCCGCUAGAGCACAGUCCCAUCCAGGCUGAUGCCAAGCACCCCUUUUAUCCCAUCCCCGAGCAGGCCUUACAGACCACACUGCAGGAAGUCAAACACGAACUCAAAGAGGACAUCCAGCUGCUCAGCUGCAGAAUGACUGCCCUAGAAAAGCAGGUGGCAGAAAUUUUAAAAAUACUGUCAGAAAAAAGCGUACCCCAGGCCUCGUCUCCCAAAUCCCAAAUGCCACUCCAAGUACCCCCCCAGAUACCAUGUCAGGAUAUUUUUAGUGUUUCAAGGCCUGAAUCACCUGAAUCUGACAAAGAUGAAAUCCACUUUUAAUAUAUAUACAUAUAUAUUUGUUAAUAUAUUAAAACAGUAUAUACAUACGUUUGUAUAUACAGUAUAUACAUAGAUAUAUUUUCACUUGCUUUCAAGAUGAUGACCACACAUGGAUUUUGAUAUGUAAAUAUUGCAUGUCCAGCUGGAUUCUGGCCUGCCAAAGAAGAUGAUGAUUAAAAACAUAGAUAUUGCUUGUAUAUUAUGCAGUUGACUGCAUGCACACUUUACAUUUAUUUAUAAUCUCUAUUCUAUAAUGAAAGAGUAUGAUUUUUGUUACCCAAGGCAAUGUAAUAUUUGAAGAAUCAGGGUCCAACCUGCCAAUGUUGCCACGAUAAAUUUGAUCUCAGGCUGAGUAUGUAUAUCGAGCUAUCAUUUUCUCACUGUUCUGUUAAGUUAAAAUUAUAGAUUAAUGCCAAGGAAGAGUUCAGUCUUUUAAACUAUUAGUACCAUGUUAUGAUCUCUUUCCAUAGGAUAUUUUUCUGUAACUUAGAGUUAGGUUCUUUUCCCCUACAGGCAGUGUUUGCUCCAUUCAAAUGACUGUUUUGUUGCCUAAGUCAGAUAACAGUGUGGGAUAUUGAAAACUUAUUGCUAUGGGUUUUGUGCAUGAAUCACAUUUUUGAUCAACUAUACCUCUCGUUUUUUAACAUUAUACUUAGAUAGUAAUCAUUAGCUCUUAUGUAAGGAAAUCCCUACUCCCUCCUUCUUGGAGAACAGCUGCCAUCCUGUAAGCUGACAUUAUCAACACCAUAAAUACUAAACUAUUAAUAUAGUGUAUGUUAUUAUAGAAACACUGCACCACAGGGUAUAAGGGCCCUUUGACAAUUCAUGUAAGAGAUGCUGAAUUUCCAAAGCUGAUGAAUGCUCUAAACUUGUAUUUCCAAAACAUGUUCAAGAGUGACAUUGAAAGGCUUCUUAGCAAAGAAACAUACAAAAAAAAAAGCAUUUAAGUAAUCAUAUCAAAAUGCUAACUAUUAUGAUAUAAAAUAAAAAAGAAUGUAAACAGAUAGAUAAAUUUUUGUGGCAUGUCUGUAACUUAGAAUGAAACACUGGUACGGAUUGUUGAAACAUGAAUCCUAGUGUUUGUAGUGAUAACACAUGGAAUGUGGUAAAACAAACAAACAAACAAACAAACCAAGAAGUAGACAUUAAGUUGCUCAACUCAGAUAACUGCUUUUCUAUCAUUUUAUUGUGGUUAGAAGUUUUUAAAGCUUUUUGCACACAGUUCUACUGCUGGACUUCUGCUGAGUUGAUUCAAUAAACUAUUGUGGCUCAGGCAGAUCCAUUUAUGAAAGGGGGAUACACUAAAGACUGAAUUUUAGUCUUUUGAAUUCAAAUCCUCUUUGUAGAAAGUGCCUAUUAUCAAGUUUUUAAAAAAAGUCACAAAGAGUUGUCCUGUAUAUAGCUAGUCCCUUAAAUGAUAUGGAUUGAGAAUAAAAUACACAUUCACUUCUAAGAACCCAGGAGAACUUAUUUCUUUUGACUAAACUAUAUUUUAGCAAGUUGUUCAGGGAAGCAUGCUUUUCAGUCACUGCAUGCACAGCAUUUAAUAUGGGGAGCAGGGGAGUUAGUGUUUGCAUGAAGUUGAAAAUAUGUGCGAGUAAUUUAUAUAUUACUGGACCAUCUGUACAUAUAUGUUAACAAUAUGCAAAAGAUGAUGGCAAAAUCGAAGGAGAUAUUUUGGUCUAUUAUACCCAUUUGUAUGAGCUUUUCUAUCUCCCAGUAUUCUCAACCAAAGCCACUAGAACUGAAAGACACGUUAUCACAUUCAGACUUGAGAAGUGCAAAACAGUGAUUUAUAAAAACAGUUGCUAUUUUAGAAUUUCUAUUGAACUUCACAUGCCCACAAGAUGUGCCUCUUUAAUCUAGGAGUCUCAAAACGUAUGUUAUGAGCCAUGGGCUCCAUUUUCCUUUCUUUGUGCGUGCAACUUCCAUUAACCAUAAUGGAAGUUUUCAGGGGAGCACGUCUCCAUGUAAUGCUACAAUAUCUACCUACCACAAACACAAGAAAAUGAAAUAAUUAUGGAGUAAGGAAUCAGCCUUGAAACUUGGAUUUUGUUGCUUUCAUGGUGAGGAUGAUAUCUUUUUCUUGACCUCUGACAUUUAUUGAAUUUCAGGGUAUUUUUCUAUUUGUUUAAGUCAAGUUUGGCGUAAGCUUUUAAAGGUGAAUGUGUGGUUAAAAUAAGAAUCUGAUUACAGAAGUUGUUAGUUUAACUUUAGCCAGUGCUUCAAAACUAACUACUGGUGUAAAGCUAUAAAAGAAUGACUGUGAACAACAUGAUGAUUUGAAGUUCUAAUUCAUGCCUUUGCAUAUUAGUGGUGCAAAUAUUUACUGUGUUCCGACAUUGAUGUAGAGUUUCACCUAAUCGACCUACAAUGUUAUUGUUCAUAUAUGUGAGAAACAUAAUGGUUUUGAAUUACUCUAGAUUGUCAAGAAGGAGGGAAAGUAUCAAUUGUUUAUUUAUGGUGCAGUUAUCAUAGUGUCUUUUCAGCCAUCUCUGUUCUCUGUGUGCAUGAUAUGAAGAGGUGCUGAAUGCACCCUGCUGUUUUCAGCAAGAAUGCGUGUUUUCAGCAAACAUUGUAUAUAGAGUAGUCUUUUAGGUUCCCAGAUUCCACAAACCUUAGCAGUUGAAUUUACUCAGAUUUGAAUGAAGGGUGAACACUUGCUUUAAUACAUGCAAUAAUGAUACAAUCAUGUUCUAUGUUGCCUCAACUAGCACAUAGACAGUAGAUGCUCUUUUGGGGACCAGAUAACUGCAUGUUUUAUUCCUACACUGUAUAGAUGCUCUUGGCGCAUCCAGAAUAAAAAUUUUGAUAUUAUAUUUCUAAAUAAUAUAUUAAUAGGAGUAAAUGGAUAUGUAUUAGAAAUCCAAACAUUUUCCAAAGCAAUUUACGCACCUUCAAUAUUUUUCUAUGAUGUUAUUAAUAGGUAAGAUCAGAUGCUGUAUCCUCGACAGGUGGUUGUAACAUAAUAGCAAAAGUCAAAUUAGAAUGGAAAUGUGAGUGAUGUAUCAUAAUGGCAGGUUUUAUCAGUCUGUAUCAGGAUAUUGUUGCACUAAAUGUGAUCUAGCAGAUGGAAGAGAUUAUGAUAAAAAGCAAACAGGCACACAAAAGCCAGAUGACAAUACCAAAGCUGUAUGAAUGGUACUGAAAAUGGUUCAGGCACAGUGGUUGAAGUGAAUGACGUGGUUGAAUACAGGCCCAUGCUUCAUUGUUAAAAUGGAAAAUUUUUAUGACACUGGUUGCAUCUCACAUUAAGUAUAGGACUAAAAAUGUCCUAAGUAUUUUUUACAAACCACUUUAUGCAUAUCAGAGAAAAAAUGGAAAAUCUGGGGUUUGAAAUUGCUCUAGAAGAAAUGUGUACUUCUGUUGUACUCAACACUUUAAUAGAAAAAUUAGUUGUGACCGCUAACUAAAGUACUAUUAUCAAAAUUAACCUUAUUGGAGCCCAAAUGAAAAUCACAUUUUCCCUUCUGUUUAAGGAGAUUUUGUUCACCCUAUGAGAUCUGGUCCAUUUGAUAUCUUCUUUUAAAUAACUAAAGUCAUUUGGAAUUUUUUUUAAUACUAGCCUUCAGAGCAGUGACUGUUUUGAAGUUUGCAGUGGCAGAUAUUUGAAAUUAUUCAUCAUAUUUCUAAUGAAUUCCACUAUCUUGUAUAAUUUUUAUCUUUUAAGCAAUUUUCUCUGAGUUUGUUUUCCAAAAUUUCAUGUAGGUAAUGAGAACAUUUAUCUAGAAUGUGCAUAUCGUACAUGGAUAACUUUCAAAUAUGAAUAUUUUGUAAUCAUGUGAAUGUUGUGCUAUAAUUUUUUCUAUUAGGCAUAAAAGUAUUUCUCUUCUCGUCUUAAUGGAAAGGGGGAAAAGACAAAAACAGUCUUUUGGAAAACACCUUAAGUAUUCGUAUCUGAGCUUUGUCUUGGAUUCUGAAUUUAGCUUUACCACAAACUCGAAGUGUAAUUAUGGGCAAAUUAACCUUUUCUAGUGUACCAAAUGCUACCAUUCCCCAGCCAAUAAAUAAGAAAACAAAGAUAACAGCUGUUGCCUUCUUAUAUCAACGUGCCAUUAGGUUAGUGAAAAAAUUAUCUUUCUUGCAGGUGAAAAUCACAUUAUGACAAAUGAUCACUUUUUCAUUCUUUCAUAGAAGAGCAUCCAUGAUGUACUCUCUAUCAAAAUAUUCUUCUAGAAUUUAGAAGAGAUUUCAGAGAUUGACGGUGAUGUGAUUUUUAUCUAAAUAUUCUUUUAGGUUUUAGAAGAGAUUUAACUUGUCAGAGGUUGAUGGAGAGAGGCAUAGUUUGCUAAAUAAUUAUUAGUGGCAGGUAAGCAUAAAACUUGAUAUUUAUCUUGGAAAUUAGAACUACGAAUCAAAUAAAUGUGGAGAGAAUGAAGCUCCUUUGACAGAAGAGAGAAAGAAGAGAAAGAUACGUAAAUUUUAUGAUUUUUCUUAUUUCUACUUAAUCAUACUGCUUGGCAGAAAUUCUCAAUUUUGUGAAAAAAUUGGUAAGUGGCCACGGUAUAGAAUAGUUCACCAAUAUAUCUGUGUAACAAAACUGAAUGUGUACCCCUUAAAUUUAUACAAAUAAAAACUAGAGUAGUUCAUCCUUCAACUUUUUAAAUUAAAAUAAUCAUGACCUGUUCAAAAUAUAUGAUUCCACGUGGGCAGACGCUCUUAUAACAAAAUUCUUAACUAUGUGCUAUGUGUUAUAAGUUUUGGUCUGUAUUCUGACUUGAGAUUUUCUAUCACUUCAUUUUUAGGAUAAGACCCAUGUGUUUGCAUUCUUUAUGAGGGUCAGGGCCACUGAGGAUUUGGACUGGGAACUAGGAAGAUGAUGAAGGUGAGGGUUGAGAGAAGACUGUGUACAAUCUAUCUGCUUCUUUACUCUUAGGCUUAGAAGUUAAAUAAGUUAACUAAGCUUAUAUUUACCAAGUGCUCACUAUGAUAAGCAUUUUAUUUAGGUUAUCAAAUUUAAUUCUUGCAACAACCCCAUGAAGGCAUAGGUUAAGGAACUUGUCCAGGAUAGCAUACCUGUUACAUGAUAAAGUUGAGUUUCUAACACAGGCAGUCAGACCUUAGGGAGAAAACUUUAUUUUGUAGAAUACUGACAUUACAAGAACUAUCUGGUUCAACCAUCUAGUCUAGGUUUUUCCAGACACAUACUUUUAAAGAUUUCUUAAAAUAAUUCUUAAAAAUUGCACUCUAUAAUGUGAAUGUAAAUAUUUGGUUUUUCUUGAUAGGUCAGAGUCAAUGACAGAGGUUGAAAUCAUCCUGUCUUAAGCAAAAGGUGCCCUGUCCCAACAGUGAAAUUUUCAUUUACUUCUCCCAACAGUUGAAAGACAUCAGCCAAAGUAAACUGUCAAAUGUGGUUAUAAAUAAGAAGCAUGUUUGACAUAUGGUCACUGGUAUCAACAUUUUCUUUUCCAGUUGAAUCUUAACCUAAAGAGGUAAUGCAUAAUGGUUAAGGGAAGCAAGAGUCAUUCAGGAUUUUUUUCUAUAAUUUCUUUUUAAUAGUGGGAUUUGGAUGAGACUCCAGAAUUUAUUUUUUGACUCAUUGGGUUUUAAGUAGAUUAUUCAGGUAUUUUUAUUGAUUGUGCUGAUGUUGGCUUCUUGGCCAAACCACUAUUAAAUGCAUUAUCCAAAUGAACUAUUUCUGUUUAGAAUGGCAACUUGUGUCCUUAUUUCCAAAAUUAAUGAGCUCAUAGUAUGUAUAUUUACUUCAGAGAGUUUCAAUAAUCUUCUCUAAUGAAAAAAUGUUAAUUUUCUGAACGUGGUUUAUUUGUUCUACCCUUUGAGAUUUCUAAAGCAAGUGUCUUGAGAUAAGGAGAAAAAAAAACAAGAUGUUACAACACUACAUGCUGGAAUCUUCAGCCCAAACCAUCUUGUUUUCACUUGGCUAAUAACUGAGCCAGAGGUAAUCAUAGAAAGGAAGAAUCCUACUUUUAAAAUAAUGACUGUGAAGGACCCCACUGACACCAUCCAAAGCUUUUUAUAGUCAGCUCACUUCCAUCCUGGCUUUUACAUUAGCACUGCAUGAUUAUUUAAAUGAGGUCAUGACUUGUACUACUUGUAAAGGCACUUGGUCAAAGAACAGUAAACCAAAAAGUGCAGCUUAUGACCAGGGUUAUAACUGAGGAAAAAGGAGGGUGGAGAAGGGAUAGCAGUUGCCUCCUUUUAAUGAGUUUUCUGUAUGCCUUUUAAAUAGCUUUUGUUUAUUUGUUUUUAAGAUGACACAUUGUCAUUAAGGUUUUAACAAAACCUUUGGAAGCAGUUUGAAAGCUUGUCAAAUGUUGGGGCCUUCUUUAGAAAUAAGUGCUCUCCCACCAACCAGUGAGCUUAGAACCUCUGGUUCUGGCCUACAAACCCAAUCCCCUAAGCACUUGGCUGGUUGGGCUGCAUUUUGAUGGGGGGAAAACAAAAAGAUCUGAUCACUCUCUCUCAUUCAUGCGGAAUCACUGACUGUUGAAUGACCAAAGCAGUCAAAGCCAAAAUAUUCACCUUGACGCUUCAAUAAACCAGAUUGAGUAUCCAUAAUAACUAAUUUAAGUAAUUUUAUCCCCAUUCUCUGAUAAAUCAUAUUUCAUAAUAUAAAAUGUAACCACUUCCCUCUAUCCAAAGCUUGGUCAGACUCCAUUGAGUUAGAGAAAUUGGACUUUGGCAAAAAGCAACAUAAAGGUUAUUGUUGUUCCUAGAACCAUUGUUGUCAUGGACCCCUCAUUUGCUCCUCAACUUUUUCAGCCAAAUUAUAGCGGGAAAGAUUCCUGAUGAGGCCAAGACUGCAAACAGGAAGAAUACCUAGCUAGUAAACUAUGCAAAAUCACAACAAAGAUUCAUUUUUAAUUCCAUGUUAAAGUGUUUGAUAGUCCUAAGUGUUUAAUAUUGGUAUAUUAUGUCAACUUACACAAAAUCCAAAUGCACUUUUCUUUAAAAUCAAGAUUAGCUUAUUUCAUUUUCAGAAAAAAACAGUGGUCAGAAUUGAUUUUUUGACCUCUGCAGGGAUGUUUUCACAUUGCUAUUCUUAUGACCCUUUAUCAGAGAGGGAAUAAGUGUAGUGUUCACUUUCAUCUCCUUAGGGUUGACUGCACCAGCAUCUUCCAUCAAGCAGUCGCCUUCCACCUUAGAACCUGUUCACAGUUAAUAAAGCAAGAGGGAAUAUGCAUUUCAUAUUAGGAACAGAUUACUUAAGUGAUUGUUUUGAAAGUGGAAACCAGUUUAGAACCAUUUUUUUACCCUAAAACAUCCAUUGUAGUUUGUUGAAAGAGCAAUGACUUUUAGAAGUGCUUGGUACUCAACACAACAUGUGCAGAUUCAUGAUAUAUUGAAAAUUAUAGAGUUCUUUUUAGUCUAUGUUCUAGUGACUUUGUUUACACUAGUUGUGGCAUUUUGUAUACUACAAUGUAAAUUCUACUAUAACACUAAUGUUACUAUGGGAAUUAAUUUUGCAACUUCUUAAAUGUUUUUGUCACUGCAACCAUAUUGGUGAGAUAUUGGGGGUAUUAAAAAUGCCUCUGCCUUUAAGGGUUAAUUCACCAGAAAUAAUUGAUUCAUGCAUUGACAAAGGAAACAAUGCAAAAAUUUCAUGCGGGAUGUUUUUAAUACCAUUAUGCUAAGCAGUACUUGUUGGCUCUUUUCAAAAUCUGAUUCAUGCUAAGCAGAUCCUUUUUUCUACUUAAACAAAGAUACUGCAAUGUAUAAUAUAGAAAUUUUGUAUGUACUGUUGACCUAUCAUCUGAUUGCUGACAGGAUGUGUGAAAAUAUUUUAACUUUGUGACUUUAGGGUCAAUUAUGAAAUAAUUGUGAUCAAAAUUCAAUUGCUUCUGGGAAGUUUGUGGUGAUUAUCACUUUAUUUAAUGUUUGUUCUCAAGAAACUGUCAUUUUGAAAAGUGAAUUGGCAGGUGGAAGCUUUUAGCCCAAAAGAAUUCUGGGUUUCAGCACAAUAAACUGUAUUUCAUCAGGGAGGACUAACUUUGCUUUUUUUCACACUUUAUUUAAAUGUGGAUAUUUUUUCAUGAUGCAGAAUAAAAUGUGCAUUUUAUGGAAUCAAUUUGAA